AUGAGUUACGCUGCUGCUGAAACAGUGGCGGCAAGUAGCACUUGGGCAGCCACUAACCUGUUCUAUGUGCUGCUGGUGCCAGCGCUGCUGCUAUGGUACACAUACUGGCGCAUGUCCAGGAGGCAUAUGUAUGAACUUGCAGAAAAGAUAGCCGGUCCACCAGGCUACCCCCUCAUAGGAAAUGCUUUGGAAUUCACAGGAGGUUCCGAUGAAAUCUUUAAAAAUAUAAUGAAGAGGAGUGUAGAAUUUAAAAAUGAGACUGCAGUAAGAAUAUGGAUCGGACCCAGGCUCCUCGUGUUCUUGUAUGACCCACGAGAUGUCGAGCUUAUUCUGAGCAGUCACGUUCACAUCGACAAAGCAGAAGAAUACAGGUUCUUCAAACCCUGGCUUGGAGAUGGCCUUCUCAUCAGUACCGGUCAAAAAUGGCGUUCCCACCGAAAACUGAUCGCUCCCACUUUCCACUUGAACGUUCUGAAGAGUUUCAUCGACCUUUUCAAUGCCAACUCACGAGCUGUGGUCAACAAGCUUAAGAAGGAAAGCGGGGAGUUCGACUGUCAUGACUACAUGAGUGAAUGCACCGUCGAAAUUCUGCUCGAAACUGCUAUGGGAGUCAGCAAGAACACUCAAGACAGUGGUUUUGAAUACGCCAUGGCUGUCAUGAAAAUGUGUGACAUCUUACAUUUAAGACACACCAAAAUCUGGUUGAGACCUGACUUACUUUUCAAUUUUACUCAGUAUGCAAAGGUUCAAGACAAACUUCUCAGCGUAAUCCACGGCUUGACCACAAAGGUUAUCAAGCGCAAGAAGGAAGAAUUCAAAUCCGGAAAGAAGCCAUCUAUCCUUGAAACAGAAGUUACAACCAAAGAAACAAAGACAACGUCUGUUGAGGGAUUAUCUUUCGGCCAAUCUUCUGGUCUCAAGGAUGACUUGGAUGUUGACGAAGAUGUUGGACAGAAGAAACGUCUUGCUUUCUUAGACUUGCUCCUAGAAAGUGCUCAGGGUGGAGUUGUUAUCUCUGAUACCGAAAUCAAGGAACAAGUUGAUACUAUCAUGUUUGAGGGUCACGAUACUACAGCUGCUGGAAGCAGUUUCUUCUUAUCGUUGAUGGGUAUCCAUCAAGAUAUCCAAGCCAAGGUUGUUGAAGAAUUAGAUCAAAUAUUCGGUGACUCAGACCGCCCAGCUACCUUCCAGGACACGUUGGAAAUGAAAUAUCUGGAAAGGUGUCUCAUGGAAACACUUCGUAUGUUCCCACCAGUACCAAUUAUUGCUCGUCAUUUAAAUCAGGACAUCACUCUACCUUCCAAUGGUAAGAAAGUACCAGCCGGUACAACUGUCGUCAUCGGUACUUACAAACUUCACCGUAGUGAGAACAUUUACCCCAAUCCGGAUAAAUUCGACCCUGACAACUUCCUUCCUGAACGUUCUGCUAAUCGCCAUUACUACGCGUUCGUACCCUUUUCAGCUGGACCUAGGAGCUGUGUUGGUCGUAAAUACGCUAUGUUGAAGCUGAAGAUCAUACUCUCGACCAUCCUGAGGAAUUUCCGCGUAAUUUCGGACCUUAAAGAGGAAGAAUUCAAACUUCAGGCCGAUAUUAUACUGAAGCGAGCUGAAGGUUUCAAAGUUCGUCUUGAACCACGCAAGAGACUGGUGAAAGCCUAA
Molecule: messenger RNA, 1659 nt
Organism: Danaus chrysippus (African queen)
Lineage: Eukaryota; Metazoa; Arthropoda; Insecta; Lepidoptera; Nymphalidae
Source: the annotation of a GenBank genome assembly